Cannabis sativa is the source of this 816-nucleotide messenger RNA. Its product is annotated as ERAD-associated E3 ubiquitin-protein ligase HRD1-like. NCBI's taxonomy places the organism in Eukaryota, Viridiplantae, Streptophyta, Magnoliopsida, Rosales, Cannabaceae. The transcript has a single exon. Bases 1 to 705 code for a protein of 234 amino acids. Gene Ontology annotation, molecular function: ubiquitin protein ligase activity. Gene Ontology annotation, cellular component: cytoplasm. The record is from RefSeq and is a predicted model, not a curated record. Gene Ontology annotation, biological process: protein ubiquitination.
AUGGCGGUUGUUAGUCGUCGCUACGUGAGGUUGAGUUUUGAUGAUACUCCUUAUAUUCCUAAUUUUACUCGUCAUGAUGGUAUCAAAUUUAUAGUCUUUCAUGUACGCUUAAGCCACACAAUCAUCGACUACUCUGAGAAUUUAUUAUUACCAACUACCACUACUACUAAGACACAUUACCUUGACCAAAGAAGCUUCUUGAUAAUGCAUGACACCCUCACUCAAAUCGUUCUCAUGGGGUCGAAUUUAGAGCUCCCCUUGAUCGAUCUCGCUACCCCCCACAUAUCAACUUUUGCGUUGCGCAAUUUAGAAGCCAACCCCAACUCCCUCUAUGUCGCUGUAUCUAUCAAUAUCCAUACCAUAACUGCACGCUUUCCUACUCCUCUUCAGCAACAGCAGCAAGACGAGGAUGUACUUGACCGUAGCUUCAGAGAGGCGCUUGACACUGUUCAGACUGUCCCUGCCACGCAAGACUCCAUUCGCGCCCUUCAAGACUUAAGCGAUGAUGACGACGGUUUGAGUAGCGAGACUUGCAGUAUCUGUUUGGAGAAGAUUUCAUCUUUUGGUGAUUGUAGAAGCAAAGGGGUAGAGAUGCCUUGUUCUCAUGUGUUUCACAAGGAUUGCAUUGUUCAAUGGCUCGAAAUUAGCCACUUGUGCCCUUUGUGCCGCUACCCAAUGCCUACCACCACUUCUUCUUCAUCUUGAUCAAUGAUGAUACUGUUAAAUUUACUCCAACUUUACAGAUUAAUUAUCAACUUCCUGUAAUUUUCUGUUUUAUAUAUAUUCAGCAAACUGUAACUUUGUUUUGAGUUGUAA